GUUGACGUGCAUGUGGGCAGCCGGCUGUUUGCCAACGUUGUCUCGAGUGCAACAGGCCUGCUCAAGCAUACAUCGCGUAUCAUCAUCUCCAACGAGGUCAAUGUGUUGGCGCGAGCAGAUGCGGUCAGCCUGGCUAUCGACGGCGAGAUCCACAGUCCAGCCCACCGCGAUCUGCUUUACAGCGUCACACACGCAUCGCUGCAGUUCUUUUCUUCCGUGCCCACUGGUCGCAUUAUUGGGCUGUUUACCGAUGGCCAAAAGGUUAUUGACGAGGAUCUGCCCGAGCUAGUGGGCGAUUUCAUGAAACACUCAAUCCAACUUCUGUUUGAGACCUGGGUUGUCUUUGGUUUCCACCCGAUAAUGCCUGCAGCCGUGGUGGUUCUUCUCGCUGCCAUGAUCUUCAUCAUCAAGGCAGCCCUAGAGAGCCCAAGAUACCAGCAGUCGCUUGAUGGAGCAGCCACGAUCCGAGCGUUUUCAAACCACCAGUAUGCCAAUGAGCUGAUGUUCCAGCGUAUGGAUGACUAUUCGUGUGUUAAGCGGUCAGAGGAAUUCAUUUACACCUGGGUUGACCUGAGUAUCUCGGUGCUGCGCGAGAUGGCACUCAAUGUUGCAUACAUAGUCACUGUGCUGGGUAUCAGCAGCGGUGCAAGAAUAAACCACUCACACCUGGUUGCCAUCCGGCUGGUCACAUCGCUGCAGAUGGCGCGCUUCCAGCACUUAACGCACAAAAGUUACACGAUUCGCACUGGUUUUUCAAAGUCUGCGCGCUACAUUCACUACAGCAGGCUAAAGACGGAGCACGAGGGGCAGGUUGUAUUUGACAAUGUGACUGCGCGUACAAUACAGCAUUCCAUGGCGCUGUUUGGCUUGCUCAAGCCACCGUCUGGGAGUCGUGCCGCAGACAUCGUUCUGUUGACUGGCACUGUGCGCGACAACCUGGAUCCGUUCAGAAAGCACGCUGACUCAGAGAUCCAACGCUGUCUGAUAGCAGUCGGCAUGUCGGACCGGAUGGAGCGUUGGUCAACAGCAGCAGAUAUGCCUGGCACGGGCACUACUGAAGCGCCAAAGGUCCUUGUGCUGGAUGAGUCCACCGCAGCCAUUGAUAGUGGGACCAGCAAUCUCCUACACCAGCUGAUCCGCGACGACGACAUGGUCCUGGUGGUCGAGGAUGGCAAGAUCUGUGAGUCCGGAGCCCCAGACAACCUGCGCCAUGACCCAGAGAGCCAUUUUGCGCAGCUAGUGAAGCAAUCAGUAGAGAAGGCCGAUCCAUCAAAUACUUGCUGA
Linderina pennispora is the source of this 1284-nucleotide messenger RNA. RefSeq lists its product as uncharacterized. Gene Ontology annotation, cellular component: membrane. Gene Ontology annotation, biological process: transmembrane transport. Gene Ontology annotation, molecular function: ATPase-coupled transmembrane transporter activity; ATP binding. The transcript is spliced from 8 exons. Lineage: Eukaryota; Fungi; Kickxellomycota; Kickxellomycetes; Kickxellales; Kickxellaceae. The record is from RefSeq and is a predicted model, not a curated record. The annotation marks the transcript as partial.